UCCUCCCCGGAGAACUAGUCACCGUGUGACUUGGGGAGUGGUCUAUGCGGGUAGUGACUACUGUAUUGGGUUGGGGUCUGUGCGGUGCCCCCCUGGAUCCUGACGUCACGCCUGCGUGCGCAUCUUUUUGGCACCGGAGCAAUGGACAGCAGGUCUCCCUGAUCCGUGCGCACAAUUCCUCCUCCGCCUGCUGCUUGUAUCAGUACCAGCAGCACCGCUGUGCCCGCAGCAUCACAUGCAAGGAUACUAGUGUAAUGGAUGUGCACAAUUUGGAGUUACUAAAAUCUCUUUUGCAUGGAAGCCAGCAUUAAAUAGCUUCUUUGUGCUGGAUUUGAGCUCUGCUCCAGCCUCUCCUUCAGUGUCCAGCAACCAUCUCUUCUCCAAAUGCCUAAACAGAGUAAAGUGACUCAGCGAGAGCAUAUUAACCAACAUGUCACAGAAUCAGUCGCUGACCUGUUGGCCCAUGAAGAGCCAGUAGAUCAUAAAGCAAGUGCCCUAAAUGUAGCAGGAGAUGAGUUUAAAGGAAAGCAGCUGGAAGACAACAUAGAGGUAGAGGACAGACCAGCAUGGAACAGCAAGCUACAGUACAUACUAGCACAAAUCGGAUAUUCUGUGGGUCUGGGCAAUGUUUGGCGAUUUCCAUAUCUGUGUCAGAAAAAUGGUGGAGGAGCCUACAUGGUCCCCUACUUGAUCUUGCUUAUUUUAAUCGGCGUUCCUCUCUUCUUCCUUGAAUUGGCCGUGGGGCAGAGAAUUCGCAGGGGUAGCAUCGGAGUGUGGAAUUACAUAUGCCCUCGACUGGGAGGAAUUGGCUAUGCUAGCUGUGUUGUCUGCUUCUUUGUUGGGCUCUAUUAUAAUGUUAUCAUUGGAUGGAGCAUAUUCUACUUCUUUCAGUCUUUCCAGUAUCCUCUGCCUUGGAAUGAAUGUCCAUCUGUGAAAAAUGGAACUGUUACUAUGGUGGAGGCUGAGUGUGACAAAAGCUCAGCUACAACAUACUUCUGGUAUCGGGAAGCUCUAGAUAUUUCAAAUUCAAUAUCAGAAGGCGGAGGUCUCAACUGGAAAAUGACCUUGUGCUUAUUAUGUGCUUGGAGUAUUGUGGGAAUGGCCAUGAUUAAAGGCAUCCAGUCAUCAGGCAAGGUAAUGUACUUCAGCUCCCUCUUCCCAUAUGUGGUACUAAUAUGCUUCCUUGUCCGUGGAUUACUGCUAAGAGGAUCUGUUGAUGGAAUUCUUCAUAUGUUAACUCCAAAGAUGGAGAAGAUGAUGGACCCACAGGUGUGGAGGGAGGCAGCAACGCAAGUGUUUUUUGCUUUGGGACUGGGCUUUGGCGGUGUCAUUGCCUUUUCCAGCUAUAACAAGCAGGAUAAUAACUGCCAGUUUGAUGCAGCUCUUGUCUCUUUUAUCAACUUCUUCACCUCUGUGCUGGCCACUCUGGUGGUGUUUGCUGUCCUUGGAUUCAAAGCCAAUAUGAUGAAUGAGAAAUGUGUAGUACAUAAUGCAGAGAAAAUUCUUGGCUAUUUGAACUCUCAUGUUCUGAGCUUUGAUCUUAUCCCACCACAUGUGAACUUUUCUCACUUGACAACAGCGGAUUAUACGGAAAUGUAUCAAGUCAUUAAAACUGUGAAAGAAAAUCAAUUUCAAGAUCUCCAUCUGGAUGCCUGUCUGCUAGAGGAUGAAUUGAAUAAGGCAGUACAAGGAACGGGAUUGGCAUUUAUUGCAUUCACUGAGGCCAUGACUCACUUCCCAGCCUCUCCCUUUUGGUCCGUUAUGUUUUUCUUCAUGCUGAUUAAUCUUGGGCUAGGAAGUAUGAUUGGCACGAUGUCUGGUAUUAUUACUCCUCUCAAUGACACAUUCAAAGUACGAAAGGAAGUUUUGACUGUCAGCUGUUGCAUCCUUGCCUUCCUGCUGGGCUUGAUCUUUGUUCAGCGUUCUGGGAAUUAUUUCGUCACCAUGUUUGAUGAUUACUCAGCCACACUACCACUCACCAUUGUGGUCAUCCUGGAAAACAUUGCAGUAGCUUGGGUGUAUGGCACAAAGAAAUUUAUGCAGGAGCUCACAGAAAUGCUUGGAUUCCGCCCGUAUGUCUACUACUUUUAUACUUGGAAGUAUGUGUCACCAAUCUUUAUGGCAAUUUUGCUGUCAGCAAGUGUAAUCCAACUAUUUAUCAGUCCACCAGGAUACAGUGCAUGGAUCAGAGAACUGGCUGCAGAACAAUUUCUGCUGUAUCCUACAUGGGCCCUGUCAUUACUUAUUUGUCUGAUAAUAUUAGCAAUCCUUCCAGUGCCCGUAAUCUUGAUUCUUUCUCAAUUGCAACUAUUACCGGACGGAUCCAAUAAACUAUCCGUGUCAUACAGGAAAGGUCGUAUGAUGAAGGAUAUGUCCAAUUUGGAAGAUAAUGAUGAAACACGCUUUAUCCUGAGCAAAGUGCCUAGUGAGACCCCAUCUCCAAUGCCAUCUCAUCGUCCAUAUCUCGGUCCUGAAAAUGCCUCUACUUUAGAUUUGGGUGGAUCAGCAAAUGGGCAGUAUGGGAGUGCCUAUGUAAUGGCAAUCACUCCUGAGUCAGAACUUUGAUCUCGCCCUUUGUUUUUUCGCACAACACUGUCAAAUGCAAUUAACUUUAUGCUUUACAACUAAAAGCCCUUUCCAAAACACCUUGCAGCAUAUGAUAAAAACAAUGGAACGUUUAUGUCUAACAAGAAGAAACUGAUGUUCCACCAUAGCACAACUUGUCUUUGGAACAUCAAAAGGUCAUCCUGCCACAGUGUUCCUCCAAUCAUAGACAUCAGUCAGCUUGCUUCUGCUUUGUGAGUUUAUUCAUCCUCUCACUACUGUAUGUACUGUAGGAUCAUGCUUAAAAGUGAAAAGCUUGUUGGUAUAUAGCACUGCAUAAUUGUUUUAAAACAUGUAUGAUACUUUAUCAACUAUUAUUUAUGCUUUUCUCUUAUUGAAAUAUUUUAAAUAUUUGCAGUUUAACACACAAACAAGAGUAGUAACAACACAACCAAGGUGGUUUAUUAGCAUAACCUAUGAGACUCUGACUAAAUUAAUUAUGAACAUAUUACUUAACAUUGAAAAAAUAUAAGCUAGUUUUUUGUUUAGAUAUUAAGAGCAAAAUAAUCUCUGUCUAGACUUUACCAUGCUAAGCAAUCAUAGCAGUGAGAUAACCAGUAACGUUCGGUCAGGGUAGGCAGAGCCUCACCUGUCAUAUUCCAGUAUACUCCAGAGCUUUGACUCUUAAAAUGAUUAGAAUAUUACAAAAAGACAUUAACUUAAAAAAUUAACUUUGUUUUAUUCUCAUCAUUUUUAUAGUAAAAUCUCAUCAAAUUUGCAGCGCUCCGAUGUAAAUACGGGGACUAGCAGGUAGGGACCAGAGGUGAAACAGCUCUUGUACUACUGUAGCUAGUGCCUCCCCAGGCAUUGACCUCAAUCACUGGAGAUAACAGUAAGCUUAAGGGCCUGUGUACAUAGAUGGCUUUUCUAUGUCUUUAAAUGGAGGAAAGAUGUAACAAGACUGCAGUACUGUAUAUGUAGGCCUAAGGGUUGUUAACCCCAGUGACUUGCAGUGAGGUAAAUGGGUGGGGAGGCACUGGCUAGUAUCAGAGUCCGAUUUACACACACGUAUAUGUACCCUAAGGUUUAAGUAGGGAUUAUACAAAGGUGCAGCAGUGUACAAUGCAUACGGUAAGUAUUCACAGCGCUUCACUUUUUCCACAUUUUGUAAUGUUGCAGCCUUAUUCAAUAAAAUGGAAUAAAUUCAUUUUUCCCUCACAAUUCUACACACAAUACCCCGUAAUGUCAACAUUAAAAAAUUAUUUUUGAGAUUUUUGCAAAUGUAUUCAAAAUAAAAAACAAAGAAAUCACAUGUACAUAAAUAUUCACAGCCUUUACUCAAUACUUUGUUGAUGCACCUUUGGCAGCAAUUACAGCCUCAAGUCUUUUUGAAUAUGAUGCCACAAGCUUGGCACACCUAAUUUUGGGCAGCUUCACCCAUUACUCUUUGCAGCACCUCUCAAGCUCCAUCAGGUUGGAUGGGAAGCAUCAGUGCACAGUCAUUUUCAGAUCUCUACAGAGAUGUUUAAUCAGAUUAAAGUCUGGGCUCUGGCUGGGCCACUCAAAGACAUUCACAGAGUUGUCCUGAAACCACUCCUUUGAUAUCUUGGCUGUGUGCUUAGGGUCAUUGUCCUGCUGAAAGAUGAAUCGUCGCCCCACUCUGAGGUCAGUGGCGCUCUGGAGCAGGUUUUCAUCCAGGAUGUCUCUGUACAUUGCUGCAUUCAUCUUUCCAUCUAUCCUGACUAGUCUCCCAGUUCCUGCCGCUGAAAAACAUCCCCACAGCAUGAUGCUGCUGCCACCACAGUGCUUAAACUGUAGGAAUGGUUUUGGCCUAGUGAUGAGUGGUGUCUGGUUUUCUCCAAACAUGAUGCCUAGCAUUCACGCAACAAGUUCAAUCUUUGUCUCAUCAGACCAGAGAAUUUUGUUUCUCAUGGUCUGAGAGUCCUUCAGGUGCAUUUUGGCAAACUCCAGGCGGGCUGCCAUGUGCUUUUUACUAAGGCGUGGCUUCCAUAUGGCCACUCUACCAUACAGGCCUGAUUGGUGGAUUGCUGCAGAGAUGGUUGUUCUUCUAGAAGGUUCUCCUCUCUCCACAGAGGACCAUCGGGUUCUUGGUCACCUUCCUGACAUGAACAACUCUCCCACGAUCGCUCAGUCUAGAUGGCUGGCCAGCUUUAGGAAAGUCCUGCUGGUUCCGAACUUCUUCCAUUUACAGAUAAUGGAGGCCACUGUGCUCAAUGGGACCUUCAAGCAAAUAUUUCUCUGUACCCUUCCUCAGAUUUGUGACUCGAGACAAUCCUGCCUCGGAGGUCUACAGACAAUUCCUUUGACUUCAUACUUGGUUUGUGCACUGUAAAGUGUGGGACUUUAUAUAGACAGAUGUGUGCCUUUCCAAAUCAUGUCAAAUCAACUAAAUUUACCACAGGUGGACUCCAAUUAAGCUGUAGGAACAUCUCAAGUAUGAUCAGUGGAAAAAGGAUGCACCUGAGCUCAAUUUUGAGUUUCAUGGCAAAGGCUGUGAAUACUUAUGUACAUGCGAUUUCUUAGUUUUUUUAUUUUUAAUAAAGUUGCAAAAAUCUAAAAAAAAAAAAUUUUCAUGUUGUCAUUAUGGGGUAUUGUGUGUAGAAUUUUUUGGGAAAAAAUAAUUUAUUUAUUUUUGGAUUAAAAGUCGGAUCCAUUCCGACAUGUAUUUGUCGGAAUGGAUCCGACAACUCCUAUUCAAUCCCAUCUUAAUUCGACUUUUUCAAGUCGAAUUUAGGUAGGACACAGAGGAGGAGAAGGGGGGACGAGCCGCGGGGAGACCAGCGGGGG
Pseudophryne corroboree (corroboree frog) is the source of this 5352-nucleotide messenger RNA. It is a transcript of the gene SLC6A17, whose product is annotated as solute carrier family 6 member 17. The record is from RefSeq and is a predicted model, not a curated record. Lineage: Eukaryota; Metazoa; Chordata; Amphibia; Anura; Myobatrachidae. Bases 385 to 2565 code for a protein of 726 amino acids. Gene Ontology annotation, cellular component: synaptic vesicle; plasma membrane. Gene Ontology annotation, biological process: sodium ion transmembrane transport; alanine transport; proline transport. The transcript has 13 exons.